AUGGCUGUUUUAUGGCUGACCCAGUCUGCGAUUGUUACUCUUAACAUCCUUUUGGGAAUCCUGUUUGUCCUGGCAAACAAAGACUUUUGUGGAAGCGUUUUUGAAACUCGAGUCGACCAUGCCUUGGUAGGUCAUGCUAUCCAGACCACUGAUGUUGUGGACGAGUUUGAAUGCCAGUUAAAAUGUAUAGAAAAUAACGGCUGUAAGUCGAUCAAUGUUCAUCGCGGUGACAGCAAUGGAAAACGUAGCUGUGAGUUGAAUAAUAAAACACGGCAGAUGAAGCCAGGUCAUUUUAAAAAGAAGAAAGGAUCUUCAUACUAUAGCUCUGUUCAGGCCUCCUGCAUGGAUGUUUCUUGCGGGCGAAAACAAACAACGAAAAGCGGCCAGUGUCAUCCAGCAUGA
Molecule: messenger RNA, 402 nt
Organism: Pocillopora verrucosa
Lineage: Eukaryota; Metazoa; Cnidaria; Anthozoa; Scleractinia; Pocilloporidae
Source: RefSeq, a predicted model, not a curated record